Molecule: messenger RNA, 288 nt
Organism: Penicillium concentricum
Lineage: Eukaryota; Fungi; Ascomycota; Eurotiomycetes; Eurotiales; Aspergillaceae
Exons: 1
Coding region: 1-288 (95 amino acids)
Source: RefSeq, a predicted model, not a curated record
AUGGUUGAAGUUCAAUGGUGGACUGCAGUCCUCGCAGAGGAACGUGGGUGGGAGGCGAUUCCGACUCGGGAUGGUAAGCAGUACUAUCCGCCAUGGGAAUGUCAUUUGGACGGCAGUUCAUUCAGACUGCAUCAUUGCGCACAAGUGCCAUCCUCGAUCUCUGCCUUCGAGCCACCAUCUGCAGCAGAAGCCUAUGACUACCUUUGCAAUUUCACCCGAUUUCAUGAUGCUUUUGGUCAAUGGCGCAUUUGCUGCUGCUCUCACAUUACCAUCGCAGAACCGAUUUAG